Sabethes cyaneus is the source of this 1908-nucleotide messenger RNA. Its product is annotated as Fanconi anemia group M protein-like. Gene Ontology annotation, molecular function: four-way junction DNA binding; 3'-5' DNA helicase activity; four-way junction helicase activity. Bases 1 to 1908 code for a protein of 635 amino acids. Lineage: Eukaryota; Metazoa; Arthropoda; Insecta; Diptera; Culicidae. The record is from RefSeq and is a predicted model, not a curated record. Gene Ontology annotation, biological process: replication fork reversal; interstrand cross-link repair; double-strand break repair via synthesis-dependent strand annealing. The transcript is spliced from 4 exons.
AUGAGCGCCACACCUCUCGAGUCAAUUCCAGCUGUCCAGCAAAAUGUCGCUAUAAUAGCCGCUAUAGUGCCACAACAAAAUAAUCCUUACGCUGGGUUCGAUCCACACGCGGGUGUCAGCUGGCUGUAUCCCGUAGAUUAUACAACACCGGAUUAUUUGCCAUUAAUCACCGAGAAAACUCUGUACUAUAAUUCGCUGGUCAUUCUACCAAACAAGUUCGAGAAAACGUUUUUAACCGCAGCAUCGAUGUAUAACGUUUACUCCUGGUAUCCACUAGGAAAAAUUAUUUACGUGGCUACGAAACGAAAUUAUCUUGCCGAACAGAUGGCCGCUUGUGAGAAGUUGGUGAACUUCCAAAAGAAUGAUCUGGCAGAAAUGGUUAUGAAACCGCAAGAACGUCUUCACUAUUGGGUAUCAAAGCGGGUUUUCUUCGUCACUUCUCACAUGCUAUUAUGUGAUCUAAAUCGAGCUGCUCAAAACAUACCAUUGGAUAAGAUUAAAUUGAUUGUUAUUGAUGAACCACAGCUGGAAAAUCGUUUGCACGCUAAAAUUUUGCAGAAGCUUGCGGAAUGCAACAAGAACUUCAGGAUUCUUUGUGUUUCAACUACAUCCAGUAAGACCAUUGAUGCUGGAAUGUUGAAACAAUGGUUUAUCGCAAGUAUUGAGUUACAAUGGGGUAACCCGCUCGAAACACCGGAAGAUUGGCUCAUGAAUAAGAAAGAAAUAAGCAACAUAUCGACACCGAUCGGCCCAUCCUUGGGGGCACUGCUUGACGAACUGCGUGACAUUGGGCAGCGCUAUACGAAAAAUUUACACAUUUCGAAACUGAUCUGUAAAGCAGAGUUCGAAGCAAUAGAAGUUGAAAUGCUUCGAGGGCAACGGGACAAAUACGAGACAGCCAUACUGACCGGGGUGCUGCGCAAAAAUCAUCACGAGCUGAUGUUGUAUUUUCACCUGGCAGAGCGGACUUUGGUUGGGUACGGUAUUCUGAAGCGAGAUGGCAUAAUUGCGCUGCUUGAAUACUUCCAUCAUGAAGUCGACAUCUUCGUCGAGAGCGAUCGGAAGUUGGUUGCGUUCUUGGAUAAACUACGUCAGGGAGUGUACAAUACACCGCAUCCCAAAUUUCGCACGCUUGAAAACUUUUUACGGGAAUUUUUCCAAAGACGUCCUUGUGCUAAGAUUCUCAUCGUGGUUGAACGUAUGAAUUCUGCAAUGAUUAUUAAUGAAAACCUCGAGAAGAUACCCCAAUGCAAGCAUAAGGUUCUGAUAGAUGGUAACUAUAUGCGUGAUGUAGAUUUACAUCGCAAUGGUAAAUUGGAUGUUCUGAUCGUGACCACUGCGAUGGAACCAGCUAUCAAUAUCGGCGGGACGGAUCUGAUUGUGCUUUUCAACGCAACGGAUCAUCCGAGGGAAUAUCUGGCGCAUAUUGCUCGUACCCGUGGAGCACACCCGGGUGCCAUUGUCAUCAUGACAACGGAUGGAUCUGAGCAGCUCGAGGUGGACAAAGUGAUCAACACUCGUCGAAGUUACUAUUUCGAAAAUCGCAACAUUCUGCCCAUCGGCGUAGAUUUGUCCAACAUGUUGAUGCAAGAAUCUCCAUCAUUGAUCCCGCCAGGAUUUCAACCGAAGCGAAGACAAGCUUUUUUUAAUUUUAAAUCAGACAACGCCUCUGGAACGAAUCCAGUCAGAGAAAAUGGCAUGGAAUAUGCACAAUCGAUGCCAAUGCAACUGCAGGCCGGCGAUAAACGAAAGGUUGUCGAGGUACUAUCCGAGAAACCGGCUGCGUACGAUGCGUCUACCGGUCAUACGUUCUAUGAGGUUGUUCCGAUAAAACAGCAGUUGGUUUCCGCUCCAGCAAACCUGCUGUCGGGUGAAGAGGUACGAACAGUGUCCUGCAAAGUUGAGUAA